AUGACAAGCAUGGCUGCCAUAGCCCGUACACACUGUCCAGCUGCGCUAGCAACGAGACGUGCCGUUCUCGCACUAACACCACCCCUCUUCCGCGCCCCGGUGAACCCCGGGGGGGCGGACCGUGUUGCAGACCGUGUUGCGCCCAAGACGACGGGGGCAACUACCGCAGCAGAGGAAGCAGGCGUUGCCGUAGCGGGCGAUGACGACAGGCUGGAAGCUACCCCCGCCGCGGACACGGGUGUAGCCGCCGCGGGCGAGGACGACAUGGGCGCUGGGCUGCCUCCUACCCCGGCCGUAGAUGCGAGUGUUGCCGAGCAGGCGGAGUAGAAGCGAACGUACGGAGUGCAGCUCCUGCGCCGGGUGGUGUCGCCGCCGAGAUGGGUUGGCCAAGAAGUAGCUGUCGGGCUGCUCGUACGUGGCCAUUAUUGCGGCUCGCAGUUCCAUCUUUUUUUGUUCGGAUGGUGCAUACUCCAACAUCCCCUUGAGGUCUGCAAUUUUCGCCUUUUGGCCUCAUGAGCGCCCGCCAAGCGAGCCCUGCCUGCGGCCUCUUCAUCCAAUGACUGCCUCGACACAACAGCCGCCGAGAGAGCUUCCACGGCCGUCACCAGCUUGCCUGUGUUGGUCUC
Ectocarpus sp. CCAP 1310/34 is the source of this 626-nucleotide messenger RNA. NCBI's taxonomy places the organism in Eukaryota, Phaeophyceae, Ectocarpales, Ectocarpaceae. The record is from the annotation of a GenBank genome assembly.